This is a messenger RNA of Periophthalmus magnuspinnatus, 1042 nucleotides long. It is a transcript of the gene c1h22orf23, whose product is annotated as chromosome 1 C22orf23 homolog. The coding region runs from base 50 to 661 and encodes 203 amino acids. The transcript has 7 exons. NCBI's taxonomy places the organism in Eukaryota, Metazoa, Chordata, Actinopteri, Gobiiformes, Gobiidae. The record is from RefSeq and is a predicted model, not a curated record.
GCUACAGGAAGCGCACCCAGAGCGUAACGUUUAAUUUAUGAUCUGAGAGAUGAACAACCCGAAAACCUCAGGAGGGCUAUGGAGCUGUGCACGACCCCACACGUACAGCCAGAAGACACAGGAGCUGCUCAAAUUGAUGAUGCAGGAGUCAUAUCUUGCCAAUGGUCAGAAAAGGCAGAUCCGUGAAUGCCUCAAAAAUGGACUACCUUUACACAUGGUCUGUGCCUCAAAUCCACCCCCUCCUCCUCCUCAGUCCAAACCAACCCAACCUACUUCACGUCGACUUCCAAACAAACCACAAAAACGCAGUGCUGACCAAUGCAAAGCAGGAGACAGCUACGUCAGGGAGAAGUUCAGGCCUGGUCCAACCCGAGACCAUGAGAAGGAGAAACGGCGUCUUCAAAAAAUCCUGGAGAUGGGAAAAGAUGAGCCUAAAGUCACAAUAAAACAACAACCACCAAUCGCAGAAGCCCCAGAACAAAAGGACCGUAGUCAUGAAAUCCUGGAGGAGAUUGAAGAAAGAUGUCAGUUUCUGGAAGACAUGGCAUCUCUUGGUCAAGAGCAGCAGUAUGUCAACGUAAUCAACACUGAAAUAUCACAGAGAAUCAGAGAACUUGAGCUGCUUAACAAGUCCAGCAGUGAAACAUCCGAGAGAGGAUAAUCAGAGAGGAAGAUCGCGAGAAAGGAAAAAUAGCCCUAAAAUAUACUGUCUUUUGCAGGUGGACUAGUGUAAGUCUUUUGUGUGAUGUUGAACCAUAAACUUUAAAAUGCAAUUUGUAAGUAAAAUUCAAUGGUUCUGCUCAUUGCUGAGAAAAUAAUUCACCAAGAUGUGUUUGAAAACAUAUACUCCAACACUAACUCAUUAAGUCAGAGAACUAGAACUGCUUAACAAGUCCAACAGUCCAACACUGGAGGGAAGAUCGUCAGAGAGGAAGGUCAAAAAUAUAUUCUCCAGCCUGUAACUCAUUUAUGUAUGGAACAAAAUAGCAACAGCAGUGGCAAUGCACCAAAUAUGGAUGUCUUCUGUUUGGGACACACAGAC